Chelonoidis abingdonii (Abingdon island giant tortoise) is the source of this 2022-nucleotide messenger RNA. It is a transcript of the gene MTARC2, whose product is annotated as mitochondrial amidoxime reducing component 2. Gene Ontology annotation, cellular component: mitochondrial inner membrane. Gene Ontology annotation, biological process: nitrate metabolic process. The record is from RefSeq and is a predicted model, not a curated record. Gene Ontology annotation, molecular function: molybdopterin cofactor binding; nitrate reductase activity; pyridoxal phosphate binding. Lineage: Eukaryota; Metazoa; Chordata; Testudines; Testudinidae.
CGGGCGGGCAGGGCCCGGCUGCAGCGGGUGGGGACGGUGUCCGGCCUCUUCCUCUACCCGGUGAAGUCCUGCGGCGGGGUGGCCCUGCAGCGGGCCGAGGUGACGGCGCUGGGGCUGCGCAGCGGGGAGAUGCGGGACAGGUUUUGGCUUCUGAUUAAAGAGGAUGGACAUAUGGUUACUGCCCGACAGGAGCCUCAGCUGGUUCUGAUUUCUGUAAACUGUGAAAAUGGCUGUUUAACACUGAAUGCUCCAGAAAUGAAGGAACUGCGUGUUCCAGUCAAACUUUCCAGGAAGAAUGCAGUGCACAAUUGCAGGCUGUUUGGAUUGGAUAUCCAAGGCAGGGACUGUGGAGAUGAGGCAGCUCAGUGGUUCGCCACCUUCUUGAAUGCACAGUCAUAUCGACUGGUGCACUUUGAGUCACAGAUGGCGCCUAGGAAAUCCAGAGACAUAUUCACCACUUUCCGAUCCAAGGAUAAGAUUGCCUAUCCCGACUGUAGCCCAGCCCUGAUCCUCUCAGAAGCUUCAUUGGAAGAUCUAAAUACUAGGCUGGAGAAGAAAGUUAAAAUACAGAACUUCAGACCAAAUAUUGUUGUUACGGGUUGCAAUGCUUUUGAGGAGGAUUCCUGGAAUAAGAUAAAAAUUGGUAAUGUGGAGAUGAAAGGGACAAUGGCUUGCCCCAGGUGUAUUUUAACAACCAUUGAUAUGGAUACUGGGAUCAUUGACAGAAAGGAGCCACUGGAAACGCUGAAAAGUUACCGUUUGUGCGAUCCUUCUGAGCGACAUCUCUACAAAUCCAGCCCUCUGUUUGGAUGGUAUUAUGGAAUUGAUAAAACUGGAACGCUUCAAGUUGGAGACCCUGUGUACAAGAUAGUCAAUUGAUGGAAGAUGUAUUUUGAGUGGAAAAUAAUUGUUCAUUUUUAUAUGCAAAUGUUUUUUUCUGUGAGCACAGAGCCUGAAAUAACUCCUUGAUGUUAUCUUGAGGUGUAAAGUACACUGUCCUUGAUUGUCCACGGAUCCUGUGACGUGCCAAAGUCUUCUCAAAUCAGUCAGUCCACUAAUGUGCCUUGAGUCCCUAAAUCUAAAACACCUAGAUCAGAUGAUAAAAUGAUUUUCAGUCUUACACACACACACUUAUAAUAUUGCUAUUGUGGAAUAAGGAAAGAGGGUGAAACAAGUUGGAUGAUGAUAAUUGAAUGUUCCCUUCAAGGUUUGCCUGUGUUUUAAAUUCCUAUCUAAAUUGUGAUGCCUUUAAGAAAACCACCCUUGGAACAUUUUGAUCUCUUGUUACUUGGUUAUGGAUUGGCAGAUAAAGCAAGAAAUUCUGAACCAGCAAAAGAGCGGGUUGUGACAAGCCAUGAAGUAGGCGAGACUGUUUUGGAGCUUAGGUUCUCUACUUUCUAUUGUGAACAUUGAAAUGCUGUUCUGUUCCAACAUUCUUGAAUAACAGCCUAGUAAAGUGAAGAAUUAGGCUGCUGCUGCCCUGUUAUUGGCUCAGUUAACAGUGCUGGGCAAGCACUUACCAUGCUUGUUGCAAGUAACGCAUGCCUGCCUACCUGUCUUUCACAGGUGUUGCCGAGGAUUGACUGAUUUUUGUAAAGUGCUAUAUAAAUACUAAGUAUUAUUGUGGCAACAUAUAUCCUAGCAUUAGCCUCUCAAGAAAUGUAACAUUGUGCAUGCACAGUGCGGUGAAUGGUGGCAGGCAGUAGCAGAACAAGUGUCCCUAUGGGCAGAAUUUGGUGAACCCUAUAAAGCUCAUGCUCCUGAGCAUAAAGAAGUUGAACAAAAUUUAAAUCCAUUAAAAUUACAGUAAUUAAAGGUGGGCUUUGGGGGAUCAGGGGUAGAUAAGGUCAGAUGAAUAUUUUUUAAUACACGUUUAACAUUUUUAACUGAUGGAAAUGUAAUUAUUUGAUUGAAGUAGCUAAGGGAACGAGAUUAUAUAAACAUUGGUAAUCAGACAAUUCAACAAUGAUUUUCUAAAAUUAUGUACUUAAAACCGAUUUUAACUCUAGAAAUAAAUAUAAA